Styela clava is the source of this 1680-nucleotide messenger RNA. The record is from RefSeq and is a predicted model, not a curated record. Lineage: Eukaryota; Metazoa; Chordata; Ascidiacea; Stolidobranchia; Styelidae.
ACGUUUUAGGCGGCAUUAGUUAGCACAAUAGAUUGAAACCAAUAAUAUAAAUACCAUGUUUUCAAUGAAGUCCGAAAAUGAAAUUGAGUUACUGAAAGCUCGCUAUCUGACAGGUUGCAGGACAUCGAUAGUCAUACGAUUUGUUAAAGUUGCUACAGCUUUGAUUGUCCUUGCAUUCUUACUGGGAAGUGUAAUGCAGUUCAUAUCACAUAAUAAUGAAAGAAUGUUGAGGUAUGAAAAAGAUAUUCAAUUACUGAGAGCAUCAAUUAAAGACAGAGAUGUAGCUCAACAUAGCAGAAUAAAGCGUGAAAUUGCUGAUUCUCUUAAAUCACAUAUGGCAUCGCACGUAAUUACGAAGAGAUCAAACAGAAAUUCCUCAAAUGGAGAAGAAGAAUACCUAGAACGCAAAAUUGCUGGAGGAAUAACUUAUUUGAGAUGGGGAAGAAGAGAUUGCGCAAAUCACGGGAUCACAAGAUUUGUCUAUUCUGGAUAUAUGGCAGCAAGUCAUUACAGUCAUACUGGCAGUGGAGCAAACUACAUGUGUCUUCACCAUAAUGUUUCUUACACUCCGGGAAAAUACGUUGAGGGAUCUCAAGGAAGUUCCUACGUCUAUGGAGUCGAACUUCGAGACAGUGCUUGGGUGUAUCAAUUAUUUGAUUUGACGUCGACUGAAACAAAUUCAUUACAAUUCCAUUCUGUACCAUGUGCUAUGUGCAUGGCUGAAGCUAGAGUAUCCAAGAUGAUGAUUCCUGGGAGAGACGAUUGUCCCAAAGGUUGGCACAGAGAAUAUGCGGGAUAUAUAAUGUCUAGCGGUCACAAUGACAAGCACUCGACUAAAUUCAUUUGUGUGGACGAAAGACCUCAAAUCGUUCCAGGCACGAUAGGAAAUCAGGGGGGAGGAUCUCUGCAGAUGGUUGAAGUUCAGUGUCCUUCACUACUUUGUGAACCCUUUGUAGUAGGCAGAGAGUUGAGAUGUGUUGUCUGUACACUAUGAUAUUGUUUUAACAAAAUAAAUAUAAAAAGGAAUACAAGAUUUCAUCGGCAAUGUCCAAGCUUUAUGUACUUUUGUUGUACUUAUCUCGUGAAUAGAAGGGAGCAGAUGACGAUAUAAAAUGACUAAUCUUGUAUAUAUAUCUCUAUAUCUAUUAUCACUGCAGUCAUAUUCCAGAAAUUUGCACAUGAUAGCGUAACAACUUGGUGUUCAAGUUUUUUCAUCGUUUCACAAACUAACAAUCAUAGGCAAAUCUGGCGUGAAAAAAUUGGCCAGAGUAUUAUCAUAAAAAAUCUUUUUUUUUUCAGCUUUUUUUAUUCAAUUUCUCAAAAAGCUGUCACUUUAUAAUUUAAUUUUAGGCAAACAGUUAGUGUGAAGUAGUGGUUAAUAUAUAGACCGGUGGUUCCUACCCUGGAUCCCAAGGCCCCCCAGGGCAGUUGUAUGAGGAAGGGGGGUUGGCGCUAAGUUUAUUUUAAUGUAAUUUUGUUUGCAUACUUUUCCUUAUAUAAAAAAAAAUUCCUUGUUCUUUGUGACGGUUUCAUGAACUGAUAAAGUUAUCACAGAGUGUUUUCACUUUUUUGUGCAUGGAUUCUUGUUCAUGGGUGAGACUCAAUGUACAUUAUUGCUUUUCAAACCAUUUAUCAAAUGUUGCAAAUGAAUAAUGGAAUAAACUGUUAUAUGAAUGAAUA